AAAUUAGAACCAUAAGUUAUGUAGGAGCGUGUCGUUAUUUGCUAUAAACUGAGCGGUCCUCCUUGAAGUUUGAAUUCGCUUUAAGAAAAAGACCCCGCCGUAAGUCUGCUAGUAUUUACUGGUUAAGUCAGAAGUACACCGUUGUAUAUUAAACAAGCUGAGUAAAAUGAAAGUGUUUUGUCAAAUUGUAUUAAGUGCGAUAGCCUUAUUGGUCCUAGUCUCCAUAGAAGAAAGGUCAGUGUCGGCGGCGGCGUUAUCCAGGACGAAAAGGGAAGAAAAGUACAUCACGAGGUACGACAACUUCGAUGUGGCAGGGGUACUCGCUAGCAAAAGGUUGGUAAGGGUGUACUUGAAUUGUUUAUUGGAGACGGGACCAUGCACUCCGGAAGGAAGAGAACUGAAAAAGUACGUACCCGACGCAAUUGCCACAGAAUGCAUAAAGUGCAGUCCAAUUCAAAGGAAGCAGGCUGGUAUCGUCUUGUCUCACAUUCUGCUGAAUUAUAGGGAUGACUUUAAUAAAUUAUCACAAAAAUAUGACCCAGAAGGCAAAGCUCGGAAGAUGUAUAACAUCGAUCAAGACGGCGAGGACGAUUACCAAGACUUGGAAGAAGCUUAAUUUAUAAUGCUGACGUCUUUUAAACAUUUCUGACGAAAUACUUUAAUAUUCCUGUAUAUUUUUGUUAUAUACAUUAAAUUGUUUUUAGAUA
Messenger RNA from Anoplophora glabripennis (Asian longhorned beetle), 707 nucleotides. Its product is annotated as ejaculatory bulb-specific protein 3-like. Lineage: Eukaryota; Metazoa; Arthropoda; Insecta; Coleoptera; Cerambycidae. Bases 167 to 616 code for a protein of 149 amino acids. The record is from RefSeq and is a predicted model, not a curated record. The transcript has 2 exons.